Amoebophrya sp. A25 is the source of this 1594-nucleotide messenger RNA. The record is from the annotation of a GenBank genome assembly. NCBI's taxonomy places the organism in Eukaryota, Dinophyceae, Syndiniales, Amoebophryaceae.
CAGGUACUUAUGUACUUAUGUACUUACGUGUUGAGCAAAGCGUAGGAAAACAUGGUUAAAUCGUUCUUCAGACGUUUGCUUUCGCGGGAAAGCAGUAAGCGAACCGACGACGCGCCACUAGAAGCGGAUAAAUCGCAGAAGCCAAGUGAUAGCGUGGACGUGAAGGAUGUAAACCUAAGCAGAAAGCCUAGUGCGAGUCCGCAGUCGCCAACUCCAUUGUUUUACAUUGACCAGCUUGCCAAGGACAACGUCUUCGAGGAUGCACUUGACCAUGCCCCUCGUCAAGAUGGAGUUCAAAAAGAAGCUCCAGGUGAGGAUGAUCUGGCAGGAGACCUUGUUGCGGGUGAGGAUCCUCUGGCAGCCGUUGUUAUGAAGCGAAAAAGUGUACUCAUCCUCAAGAAAGUAGGCACCUUCUAAGUAGGAAAAAGCCUCUUUUCUUGAGUAUGAGUACACUUUUUCCUGUCAUAGUUGUGCUGGAUGAGGUGAAGCAGCCGUCUGCAGAAAGGAAGCGGAUGAGCUUCUGCAAGUCUGGCAGUAGGACUUCUCAGGGCAGCACGCAGACGUGGGGCACGGCCGCCACGAGUUCCGACACCUCGUCGCUCUGUCUUGUGCCUGGAGGUGAAGAUCUAAAACCGGGUGAAGCGGAAGGACCAGGUGAAGUUCCUAGUGGAAACUACGAGAAUGGUGGAAACUACGAGGAGAGUAACAGCAAAAACAACAGUAGCCGUAAUGGUGCUAGAACAUCAGCUGGUGGAUCAUGUUCGGCAUCUUCCUCGUCGCCUCCGCCUCAAUCCUCGAGGUAUACAGGUAGUCUCGCUGCACGACAGAAGCGUGCGCAGCAUUUGCGCAGUUACAUCAAAUUUCGACACGCUCUCUCAACCGUCGAGGAAUCUUCCCCUACUACUGCGGCCGACGACCCACGACACGAGUUGCUGAUGCUUGGUGCGGCCUACAGCAGUCCGAAACUCCUCAAGCAGAGCUCAGGACUGAUGAGUGCCGACAGUCUACCUGGCAGCCCUACAACAAAGACAACGAAGGACAAUGCUGGCCUUAGCUCUUGCCUAUCGAUUCCGGCAGGUGAUGAACUCCCCUUAAAGCCAAGCGAAAAGAAAGGCGAAGCAGCUGGCAGAGAUCGAGCAGGCUCGAAAACAGCUUCCGAGCAAUCGAGUGAAUAUGCACUGUUUUUGUCCGAGGAUUCAUCAAGUUCCGCGUCCGAGCUGGAGAACACGGGAGAAGUAGUCUGAUCUUGUGCUGAAUAGAAAAAUGUUUAUGUUUUUAGAAUUUGAUUGAAAUUAUGUAUGAAGAUAUUCAGAAGAGUUCUUAAUGUACCUCGUUCUCCUUUUAUUGUUUGGUUGUCGAUGAUCACGAUGUCAUUGAAAGUUCCGUUAUGUACUUCUCACUACAUCUACGGAUGUAGUUUCGAAAGGGUGUGUGAACCACCGAUAGAAUGUGAAAUUAUGUGCCAUAUCUUCUGGGCUUUUGAUGGAACAAUGUCAUAGAAGUUCAUCACGUGAUUCUGAGCUUUGACCAUGGAUACAACGUGUGAGAGAGGACCACGGCAUCUUCAACAUAAUUGUUGUAUUUUCAUGCUGAG